AUGAUCGUUUCAUGGAACGUGAGGGGGCUAAAUAAAGCGGGCAAGGUUAGAGAGAUCAGCUCUCGUCUUCAAAACCUUGACCCUGCAAUAACUGUAUUAAUUGAGACUAGAGUGAAAAAGGAAAAAGCUGUGGGAAUUAGAAAGAAAUUAAAGAUGCGUGGUAGUUACAUGGAUAAUUAUGCCCAACAUGAUAAUGGCCGAAUUUAG
Lathyrus sativus (Indian pea) is the source of this 207-nucleotide messenger RNA. The record is from the annotation of a GenBank genome assembly. Lineage: Eukaryota; Viridiplantae; Streptophyta; Magnoliopsida; Fabales; Fabaceae.